Molecule: messenger RNA, 1683 nt
Organism: Chenopodium quinoa (quinoa)
Lineage: Eukaryota; Viridiplantae; Streptophyta; Magnoliopsida; Caryophyllales; Amaranthaceae
Product: probable LRR receptor-like serine/threonine-protein kinase At3g47570
Exons: 3
Coding region: 1-1683 (560 amino acids)
Biological process (GO): protein phosphorylation
Molecular function (GO): protein binding; protein kinase activity; ATP binding
Source: RefSeq, a predicted model, not a curated record
AUGAUGACUGUUCUUACUCUACAAAAUAAUAAUCUUGUUGGCCAAAUACCUUCAGGUCUAGGAAAUUGUAAUAGUCUACUGUCCUUGAAUCUGGCUUCCAACCGCCUCAGUGGCAAAAUACCCACACAAGUUUUUGAAAUCACUACGUCUGUUCAUCUCGACCUAUCAAUGAACAAGUUUAAUGGGUCCCUUCCUGAAGAAGUAGGGCAACUCAAGAAUCUAGGUUGGCUUGGCGUUUCUGGAAACAUGUUGUCCGGUGAAAUACCAAGCACACUCAGUAGUUGUGUAGAGUUGACGAAUCUGUACUUGAAUGGAAAUUUUCUUCAAGGCGCCAUUCCUGGUGCAUUGAGCGAAUUGAAAGGUCUCAAUGUGUUGGAUUUGUCUAAGAACAAUUUAUCAGGUGAAGUACCCACUGGUGGAAUUUUCAGUAAUGCAACUGGUCUUUCACUAAAUGGAAUUAGGGGAUUGUGUGGAGGUAAGCCAGAGUUGAAGCUUCCUAAAUGCAACAAAAAGAACCAGAAAAAAAGCCUAGGUCACAAAAACAGAUUCAUACUUGGAAUAGUUUUCGGACUUCUUGGAAUUAUAUCGAUGGUGACAAUAUUUGUGUCACUUUAUAUCUAUUGGUAUAAAAAGAAGACUAAAUUACCCACACCCUUGGGUAAUUUUUCAGAGAACUAUCCAAAUUUGUCUUAUCAAACCCUUUUAAAAGCCACAAAUGGGUUUUCUUUUGACAAUUUGAUUGGGAGAGGCACAUUUGGGGCUGUAUACAAGGGAAUCCUUCAUGACCUUGUGGAAACAUCCAUUAUUGCAAUCAAGAUUUUCAACCUAGAGCAGCAUGGUGCUUCGAAGAGUUUUAUGGCUGAAUGUGGAGUCCUCCGGACUAUAAGACAUCGGAAUUUGAUCAAGGUCAUUACUGCUUGCUCAAGUGUUGACUAUCAAGGGAAUGACUUCAAGGCUUUGGUUUAUGAGUACAUGGUUAGAGGAAGCUUAGAAGAGUGGUUGCAUCCAGUGGCAAUUGAUGUGGUUGAGGACACAGAUACUGCACCUAGGUUAAGUCUACGACAAAGACUUGAUAUUGUAGUUGAUGUUGCUAGUGCGUUGGAGUAUCUUCAUCAUAAUUGUGGUGCACCCAUAAUUCAUUGUGAUCUCAAGCCAAGCAAUGUCCUACUAGAUGAAGAAUUGGUUGCCCAUGUUGGUGACUUUGGGUUGGCUAAAUUUCUCUCAAAGAGCAUCAGUAACUCUAACGCAAAUCAGUGCAGCUCUCUCGGAGUCAGGGGAACUGUUGGUUACGCUCCACCAGCGUCUAGCAAUGGUGAUGUUUAUAGUUUCGGAAUUCUUCUACUGGAGAUGUUCACAGGAAAAAGGCCUACUAAUGAUAUAUUCAGUGAAGUAAUAAGCCUUCAUCACUAUGUGAAAGAAGCUGUACCUGAACGUGUGAUCGAGAUUCUAGAUCACUCCCUUGUUGAAGACAUAGACUCUGAGAAGACAGAUAGCAGCUUGAUGUUGGAGGCACUAAUUUCUGUACUUGAAAUCGCAUUGUCUUGCUCAACUGAGGUCCCACGAGAAAGGCUGGAUAUGAGUGAUGUCACUGCAAAGCUAACAUCAAUCAGAAACAAGCUUCUUGGAACUAGAUUGCAACAAAGAAGGAGAAUUCGUGCAGAUAAUGUUCCAGCUACCCUAUGA